Molecule: messenger RNA, 255 nt
Organism: Dictyostelium purpureum
Lineage: Eukaryota; Evosea; Eumycetozoa; Dictyosteliales; Dictyosteliaceae
Exons: 2
Coding region: 1-255 (84 amino acids)
Source: RefSeq, a predicted model, not a curated record
AUGGUUUGCUCUAACCUCUCCACAAUGUAUAGUCGCAUUUCAAAUCCGGAAAAAGCAAAUAUUAAACAAACCGAAGCUGCCAUCUCAAUUUUUGUCCAUUAUGGUAAUGCAAUUAAAGAUAACCAAGAAAAUAGCAAAAAAGCAAUUUCAAGACCACAUGGAUCAGUAGCAGGUCACAGUCAAUUGCUUUCCAAUACAUACAGGUUUAAUUGGUCCUUAUAUAACUCCAUCAGUACCGAUUUCAGUUCAGAUUAA